AUGGCAAUGGCAUCUAUAGAGGAGACAAACAAUGUUGCUAUCAUCUUUGGGGUCACUGGACUUGUUGGGAUUGAGCUAGCUAGGAGGUUGCUUUUAGAACCUUCUUGGAAGGUUUAUGGUAUAGCUAGAAAUCCUGAGAUACCAACUACCCUUAUAAGUCCUUGUUACCAUUUCAUUUCUUGUAAUUUGCUUAACCCUUUGGAGACCCAAAAGAAGCUAUGUGGCUUACAAGAUGUGACUCAUGUGUUUUGGAUCACAUGGGCAAGCCACUUCCCAUCAGAGACGAAAGAAAGUUGUGAGCAAAACAAGGCCAUGAUGUCCAAUGCUUUGAAUUCUAUACUCAAAAUUGCGAAGAAUCUAAAGCAUGUUUCCCUUCAGACAGGAACCAAGCACUAUGUAUCACUUCAAGCACCCUUUGAUGAAGAGAAGCUCCACUAUUACCAUGAAGAGUUUCCUAGAAUGAGUAGAUCCCUUAAUUUCUACUAUGCUUUGGAGGAUUUGCUCAUGGAGAAACUUAAUGGUAAGGUGUCCUGGUCUGUGCAUAGGCCUGGUUUAUUGUUGGGUAGUUCUAUUAGAUCAGUUUAUAACUUCAUGGGUAGCUUAUGUGUGUAUGGGGCUAUUUGUAAACAUUUGAAGCUCCCUUUUGUCUAUGGAGGAACUAGGAAGUGUUGGGAAGAGGCCUAUAUUGAUGGAUCAGAUGCUAGGCUUGUAGCUGAUCAACACAUUUGGGCAGCCACAAAAAGUGAUAUAAUUUGCAACAAUGGCCAAGCUUUUAAUUCAAUCAAUGGCCCAAGUUUCACUUGGAAAGAGGUUUGGCCAAUUGUUGGGAAGAAAUUGGGAGUGCAUGUCCCACAAGACAUGUUUGUGGAGAACUUUUGGUUUUCAAAAGCCAUGCCUGAGAAGCAUCAUGUUUGGGAAGAGAUUGUGAAGGAAAAUGGGUUGGUCCAAACAAGUGUGGAAAAUUUGGCCAAUUGGGAAUUUCUAGAUGCAUUAUUUCGUUUCCCUUUCAAACUCUUGGGGAGUAGAGAAAAAGUUGAUGGGCUUGGUUUUGCUACAAGGUAUAAGACAUUGAAUUCAAUAUUGUACUGGAUUGAUUGCAUGAGAGACGAGAAGCUAAUUCCCUAA
Abrus precatorius (Indian licorice) is the source of this 1125-nucleotide messenger RNA. Its product is annotated as iridoid synthase CYC2. Lineage: Eukaryota; Viridiplantae; Streptophyta; Magnoliopsida; Fabales; Fabaceae. The coding region runs from base 1 to 1125 and encodes 374 amino acids. The transcript has a single exon. The record is from RefSeq and is a predicted model, not a curated record.